Planococcus citri (citrus mealybug) is the source of this 5930-nucleotide messenger RNA. Its product is annotated as carbonic anhydrase 3-like. The transcript has 5 exons. Lineage: Eukaryota; Metazoa; Arthropoda; Insecta; Hemiptera; Pseudococcidae. The coding region runs from base 2193 to 3053 and encodes 286 amino acids. The record is from RefSeq and is a predicted model, not a curated record.
CUACCUUAAACAACUGAAAUUAAAACUCACUCUUUUUUAUUUAGGGUCUAAACAUCUAUUAAGCCCAUGAUUUUUUCAAAAUCCGUAAAUUUCGAGUUUUGCGAAGCAAUUGGCUCCUUCAACUCACAAAAAAAUCAACCAGUCAUAAUAACGAUAUACAGUUGAAUUUAAUAAAAUCCUGAAAGUUUAAAUUUAAAAUCUCAAAACUAAAUCUAACCGAUGCCUCAGGAUGAUUGAAGUCACAUAACAUUUUUUGAGCGUCGAUGGAUUCUUGCCCACGGUGGCACCGCAGAACGAAUUCGUUAUAACGCGGGAACUACGAAAAUUCGCAACCAUAUCCUCCCCUCCCAUCAAAAAAUAGCAGGACGUACUUCGGCGAUCUAGUGAUAUCCGCAUCCUCGCUUCAUCUAUCCUUCUCUCCUGUACUUGAACCAGACCAGUUCUUUCAAUAUAAUGUACUGCUUUCCCGCUCUCCUUGUCCCUCUACCUUCUUUCAUCACCUACACUGUCCGUUCUCCUUUCUCCUGUUCCUUACUGCACAGUACUAUGUUAAUACACGUCACGUUGCAAUUCCACCACUCGAACAUUUUCGGUGAAUUUCGGCUCUCACUACCACAAACAUACAGCGUCUUGUAAACGUCUUGUAAACGCUUUACUAACACAUCUCCGACUUCCGAGUCGUUCGCUCUCGUCCAGAAGUUGUUUGACGGGUUUUGAUUUUUUAAUAUAGAGAGAUUAGGCAGUAACAAUGACGGAAAUUAAGAAUCUCUCUAAUCCGAAUUUCACGUUUUCAAACUAUUCUGGAGCUUCCCGAGCGUGAUUCUCAAUUUCUUCAGAGUUUUGAAACUGCUCCAGAAAGCGUAGAAAUUAGGUAAUUUGGGAACUUGAAAAUCGAGUUGUCGCUUGCACUCAACCUAUUUAACGAGUUUAGUAACAUUUUGGGCCGAUUUCCAGGCGGACACUUCAACGUGCAUUUUCACAAGAAAAAAAGUAAAAAAAUAAAAAUUUCCAGUUCGCAAGAAAAUUUUUGCCCCCUCUCUCAAUCCGAGAUCUACCAUUUGGAGCCAUUUUGAAGCCUCCAGAACAACUCGAUUUUUAGCGGCUCAUACGAUUUUCUGGCGAACGCUCAAAGUGCAUUUUUUUAAACAGAAUUUUUACUAGGAAAAAAAUGUAGAGAAAUGAAAAUUUCCUAUUCACGAGGAAAUUUUUGGAAUGCGCUAGAACCGCUAUUUUUAGACUAAAACCAAUCCUCUGAAUCCGAAUUUCAUAGUUUCUGGAGGUCCAAAAAUCGAGCAAGAGACUUCAGAAUCUUCUGGAGAAAUUUUAAAAUUUUGCAAAAAUCAGCUAGGUACUGAAUUUCAUUAUUGUUGUUUCUGUAGAAAUUCCAAAAAUCUGCUGAAGGCUCCAAAAUGCAUAGAACUAGACUACCACUAAUUUAGAACCCCUCCCCUCAAAAAAAACGAUUUGAACGGUUGAAAAUAGCCUCAUCCCCCAAUCCCCAUAAUUGAUCAAAUUUUCGAUUUUUCGUGAAAAAGUAGCCAAAUUUAAAUUUUUGAAAAUUCCUCAAAAAUUGGAAACUACUUUGACAAAGCAUAGUUCAAUAUUUCAUUCGGGUAAUUUUAAUUCGGGAAAUCGGAUUCUGGGAAAUAAGACUCGGAGGAAUAACCAUUCGGGAACAUGUCCGGUCGGGAUAAUGGAUUCGGGGAAUUAUAUCAGAAUCACGAAAACUGUUAAAAACCGCGUCUGAUCGAUUCGGCGGAUCGAAAAUGGCUAUGUUCAAAUUUUUAACUCUCUAGGUGAAUUUGGUGAAAAUUUGUUCUUUAUUUUCUAAGCUUUUUCAUGGUUUAUAGUUUUCUGUGCGACAGUAAAUAGGUACUGUAUAGGUAAAUAUUCGAUAGAAAAUGUUAUCAGUUCCUGUAUUCUAAAUUUACUCACUUUAGAUAACGGCCAGAAAAAUAAAUUUUUAACAUUUUGACACUCGUCAAAUUACAGUUGCGAACACCUAACGUGUUAAUGAAAACCAUAAGUUAACAGUAUUUUUUUUUAGCGUAACAGGCACCUAUUCAAGUUACUUACGUGUGCAUCAAUGUUCGCAGGAAUAGCAUCCUAUUCAGUUAUUCUAAAAAUUUGUAUUUUAGUAUUAUACUUUUUCACCUAUACGGAAGCCACCGAAGGUAUCUGCUCAUCUACUCAUGUACAUACCUACAAUUCUCACCAUAAAAUUAAAAUUUAUUAUGGUCACUUUUCUUACAGCAACCUGCUUAAAGCCAGAUAAUCAGCAUGCUACACCAUCUCCCAUCAACAUUGAAAGUUCAAAAGUGAAAUCAGCCAGUACCACAACCCCGGUAACUUUGCACAAUGCACUAUUCGGUUUUUUGAACUUCACCAAUAAUGGAAAAACACUCAUCACCUACACCAAUCAACUCCUGGAUCCAUCGAGCAUUACAGGAAGUGUAUUAUGUAACGAAAUAACGCUACUGUAUAAAAUCCAUACAAUAAUCCUUUACAUCAAUCAAAAUCCAAAUGGACGCAGUGCCCACUCUGUCGAUGGCAAGGGAUUACCCCUUGAAUUAUGGGUUAUAUACUACAAGAAAUCAUACGGAUCUUUGGAGAAAGCUUUGAAAUUUCCUGACGGUAUAAUCGUACUAGCAUUUCCAGUUGGAGUAAGGAAAACACCCAGAACAAAAUUUAUUCCAUUUCAAGUAUUCUUAUCGAGUGGAAUUUUGAACAAACCAAGAUCAUCGAGUGAACUAUUUGGUUUGAUUGGAUACGUGUGGUUUGAUAAUAUCUCAAUAUUUGGCGAAAGUAGAUAUUACAGUUACAUAGGAUCUUACUUGGAUCCAGAAACAAAAAAACAGUCACAAAGUGCCAAAGUAAUUUUAUGUGAUCCUGAGCAAGCUCCCAUGCUGUCUUAUGAGCAAUUUGCACUGUUCAAGAAUAUUCUCGGAUCGGAUGGCAAACCAAUAAAUUUUACACUGCCCAUUUACCCACAAAAAUCAAGAACGGUUUACAAAGGCAUUGGCUUGCAACAGAAAUUUAUUCCAAUUGUUUAAAUAUUUUGAUACAUGCUUGUACCAUCAAUGAUUUUGCAUGGAAAUGCUUCUACAGAUAGGCACUCUUUAACCCUUUCGAGGUCGAGGAGGUUCCGGGGUACGCAAAUUAUAAAUCUGGUGAUUUUGUCAAAAGACAUGUCUCCAAAGUUACAAAACAGAAAAAAAAUUAUCAAAAAAUGAAAAAUUCCAAUCGCAAAAGAGGAAAUUUGAAAAAACAAUUUUGCUCAUAUUCGAUUAGAGAAAUGAGCGAUGGAAUGAAAAAAACAGUGUAAAUUAUUAAGUUACAGAAACUGAAAAUAAAAACCAACAGACGCAUUAAAAAUAUGAACAUAAUAAAUUUUAAGGAAGGAAAAUAAAUUAAAAAUUGAAAAAAAGGUCAAGCCGCAUUUCCUAAAGUUACCAAUAUCCAAAGGACCAGAAAUCACAGUCUGGUGAAAAAUGAAUAUUAGAAAUAAGAAUUUAUGUCACCAAGAGAGCUUUUUUCAUGAAGUUGAAAAAUCGCAUCGCAUAUCCAACACUAAGGAAAAAUUGAAAUUUUAAUUGACAAAUCAAACAAUCCUGAAAAUUGACUCAAUCUGAUGCUUUCUGAGUCCAAUGGUUUCCAUUUCAAAACAUUUUAUCUGUUGGUUUUGGGAUAGAACAUAGAAAAGUGCAUCAGAAAAUUAUCAGACAGGUAGUGGAAAAAGGAAACCUGUAGUCGCAAAUAGACAGUUUUUAUUCUAUACUGGAGACAAAACUGUUUUUAUCAGGCUCAGAGUAGGGUUUGCGAUGCGGGUUUCAUUUCAAAAAACGUUAUCUGGUCAUUUUGAGAUAAAACAUAAAAAAAUGCGUUGGAAAAUCACCAGACAGCGUGUGCAAAAAGGUAACUUGUGGUCAUAAAUAGACAGUUUUUAUUCUGCAGAUCUGCACAGAUGAGUUUUCUAUUUGGAUUAGGUGUAAAUUCUCAAAAAAUCCUAAAAGGAGUCUUUCCAUUUCAAAAAGUUUUAUCUGGUGGUUUUUGGAUAAAACAUGAAAAAUUGGAUCGAAAUAUCACUAGAUAGGGUGUGCAAAAAGGGAACCUGUAGUCGCAAAUAGACAGUUUUUAUUGUACACUGACGACAUUACCAUUUUGAUAAGGUUCAGAUUUGCAGAAAAUGUCAAAGAGUAGGGUUUGCGAUGUGGGUUUCAUUUUUAAAAAUUCCAUCGGGUGGUUUUGGGAUGAAACAUGAAAAAAUGCACUGAAAAAUCACCAGAUAGGGUGUCGAAUAUUGACAGGUUAUAUUCCACUAGAUGAGUUUUCUAUUUGGCCAAGUCGAAAAUCUCGAACUGCUACUUGCUGACAUUCGCGAUGCGGUUUCAAUUUCAAUGAGUUUUAUUUGAUUAUUUUGCGAUGCAACAUGACGAAAUGCAUCAAAAAAUCACCAGACAGGGUGUGCAAAAGAGAAACUAGUAUUCGGAUAUAGGCAGUUUUUAUUCCACAUUGAUGAGGUUUUUAUUUGGCUAAGUUGAAAAUCUCAUAAAAUGCUACUGACACAGAUUUGCGAUGCGGUUUCCAAUUUAGUAAUUUUUAUCUGAUGGUUUUGAGAUGCAAUAUGACAAAAUGGGUUAGAAAAUCACCAGAUGGGGUGUGCAUAACUCAAACUGUAGUCAGACACCGACGAUUUGUAAAUUGAUUACGUUUCUUGUAGUAGAUGUUUUUAUGGAUUUACUGUGUUGAUUUGCGACUGGUUUAUGCGUUCUAUUGGGUGUCUGAAAAUCGUAUUCGAACAACUGCAAGAUGUUGAACUCAGAAAGCAUCAGAUUGAGUCAAUUUUCAGGAUUGUUUGAUUUUUCAAUUAAAAUUUCAAUUUUUCCUUAGUGUUGGAUAUGCGAUGCGAUUUUUCAACUUCAUGAAAAAAGCUCUCUUGGUGACAUAAAUUCUUAUUUCUAAUAUUCAUUUUUCACCAGACUGUGAUUUCUGGUCCUUUGGAUAUUGGUAACUUUAGGAAAUGCGGCUUGACCUUUUUUUCAAUUUUUAAUUUAUUUUCCUUCCUUAAAAUUUAUUAUGUUCAUAUUUUUAAUGCGUCUGUUGGUUUUUAUUUUCAGUUUCUGUAACUUAAUAAUUUACACUGUUUUUUUCAUUCCAUCGCUCAUUUCUCUAAUCGAAUAUGAGCAAAAUUGUUUUUUCAAAUUUCCUCUUUUGCGAUUGGAAUUUUUCAUUUUUUGAUAAUUUUUUUCUGUUUUGUAACUUUGGAGACAUGUCUUUUGACAAAAUCACCAGAUUUAUAAUUUGCGUACCCCGGAACCUCCUCGACCUCGAAAGGGUUAAUGGAAGUGUAAAUUAUAUAGUUACACUUGGUCAAAAGUUUUUACUUGUUUGUGUAGGUAGCUGUUUCUCUUACUUAAAAUUGAAAACGCCUAGUCAUAUAAUUUGGUCAUAUGUACUUACCUAAUAGGCAGCUAGCGUGUAACUUUAUCAAAAGAUGCCUAGACCUAAACCAUAUAUGUACAGUGAUUAGAUUCUUAGAAACACCUUGCUAUAACUUCAGGUAAAAAAGCAAAAAUAAAAAAAUUUUCAACUUUGGAUACCUACACUUGUAUACUUACUUGUAAGUCAGCGAAAAAUAUCAAUACGUAAGACAUAUAAGUACCUAACCUACGUGUCUUUACAUACGGUAUGAUAGAUAACAACUGACAACUGGCAGCAUAACAUGAUUCAUCAAAAUGUUACACCCAAUUGAAACAAUACUGGAGUUUGGCGUAGGAUUAGGAAUACUUAAAACAAACUAUGAUAAUCGAAGUAAAAGUACGCAAAUCUAUCUUAAUUUAUACAGGGUGUCCGAAAAGUGCAUGAUCAAAUCAAGAAUUUGGAUAUGUAUAACUUAUGUGUGCCAUUGAAAUCAAAAAAAAAAAAUUAAU